This is a messenger RNA of Macrosiphum euphorbiae (potato aphid), 279 nucleotides long. The record is from the annotation of a GenBank genome assembly. NCBI's taxonomy places the organism in Eukaryota, Metazoa, Arthropoda, Insecta, Hemiptera, Aphididae.
AUGAAUAACGCGAACGCCAACAAUUCGAACUCGGUUGACACUACGACAAGUAUAAACGUUAGUCGCGUAUCGGUCAAGGCACCGCCAUUUUGGAAAGGUGAUCCCAAUAUAUGGUUCGCGCAAAUCGAAGCGCAAUUUGCACUGAGUGGAAUCACAAACGAUACAACAAAAUACUACCACGUUAUAAGUGCGGUCGACACGGAGAUUUUAACACAAGUAACAGAUAUUAUUCAAAGACCACCGGAAGCGAAUAAAUACGACACUCUCAAGCACGACUAA